This is a messenger RNA of Acaulospora morrowiae, 6627 nucleotides long. NCBI's taxonomy places the organism in Eukaryota, Fungi, Glomeromycota, Glomeromycetes, Diversisporales, Acaulosporaceae. The record is from the annotation of a GenBank genome assembly.
AUGAGUAACUUGCAGAAAAGAAGCAAAGAUAAGUUCGAAGGCAAAAAACGUGCCUUGCAAAUUGAACAGGAGAAUGCUAUUCUCAAAAAGCUUGGGUUUGAAAAAUAUGAACACGGUGGUUCACGCCUGGGCUGGCUGAUUAAUAUGAGUAAGACCUCCUUGCCAAGUAAACGGCAUAAAUCCGGUAAAUCCGCCGUCGACUUAUUUUUCAUUGAGCCCAAAGGAGAGAAAGGAGAGGUCAAGUCCUACUUUAGUUGUACUGUAGAAUACAAUCCUUAUUUUUAUGUACAAAGUCAGCCAGGGAAAGAAAACGAAGUGAUAGAGUAUUUGAGGAGGACGUACGAUCAACACAUAUACAAGAGUUCUAUCGUCUCCAAACAAGACCUAAAGAAGGCGAAUCAUUUGAUUGAUGGAAAACGGGAUUAUGUUAAGCUUGAAUUUUGGAAUGUUCCAGAUUUGUUAUUUGUUAGAAAUAAAUUAUUGCGCAUCGCGAAAGAGAAUCAAAAGAAAUUGGAUGCCAUUAACGUUUAUAAGGAUCAUGCAAGUACACAUGGAAAAAAAUAUAAAGAAUCUGAAUCACUUGAUGAAUCUGCAAACUUUAUAAUCGACGUUCGAGAAUGUGAUAUACCUUACUAUCAACGUGUCGCGAUGGAUCUAGAUAUUAGAGUUGGGCAGUGGUACGUUGUCACUGCCGUUCCUCAGGAUGAUGGGGUUCAAGUUUCAUUGCGACAUCGAGAGGAUUUAAAGCACCGUAUUGAACCAGUUAUACUCGCCUUUGAUAUCGAAACAACAAAGAAACCGCUCAACUUUCCUGAUAAAAACCAAGAUUUUAUUAUGAUGAUUUCAUUUAUGGUCAAUGGGAAGGGGUUUCUCAUCACGAAUCGUGACAUUGUUUCUGAAGAUAUUGAGGAAAUUGAAUAUUCUCCUUAUGCACAAUACGCAAGUCUUUUUCAUAUAUUUAAUGAACAAAAUGAGGAAGCUGUCAUCAAACGUUUUUUCAAUCAAAUUCGUGCGGAAAGACCAACAAUCAUCACAACUUAUAACGGAGACACUUUCGAUUGGCCAUUUGUCGAAAAGCGGGCGGAAAUUUAUGGAAUCGACAUGCAUAAAGAAAUUGGAUUCAAGGGGAAUAGAGGAAAUAAUGACGAUGAUGAAUAUACGAGCAAGCAUUGUGUGCACAUUGAUUGUCUUUACUGGGUUAAAAGGGAUAGUUAUCUUCCUAUCGGUAGUCAGGGUCUGAAACGUGUAACCGAAGCAAAGUUAGGUUAUAAUCCUGACGAAUUGGAUCCCGAAGUUAUGACUGAAUAUGCAAGAGAUCAUCCACAGACGUUGGCACGCUACUCUGUCUCUGACGCUGUGGCUACGUAUUAUCUUUAUCUUAAGUAUAUUCAUCCGUUCAUCUUUUCACUUUGCAACAUUAUUCCAAUGAAUCCCGACGACAUUCUCAGAAAAGGCACCGGAACUCUAUCGUAUCGAGCCAACAUAAUCAUGCCAAAUAAACAUGAAGAUCAUGAAGAAAGAUUCUAUAAGGAUCAUCCUCUUCAAGAUGAGACAUAUGUGGGUGGUCAUGUUGACGCCUUAGAGGCCGGGAUAUUUAGAUCAGAUAUACCUGUGAACUUUACCAUUGACCCUCAAGCAAUUCAGAAACUAAUAUCCGAAGUAGAUGACAUUCUGAAGUUUUCGAUUUGGGAGACGUUUAGGGAAACCGAUGAGAACUUAAAAAAUACUGCUUUUAGAAUUCACGACCAAACUCUAUACGAAAUCAUAUCUGAGAAAUUGAACGAAAUAACAAAUUACGAUGAGGUUCGAUCGCAGAUUUUGACUGCGCUAGAGGAACUUCGAGAUUGCAAGCAAUCAUUCGAAAAAACGCCUCUAAUCUACCAUUUGGAUGUCGCUGCCAUGUAUCCGAAUAUUAUUCUUACAAAUAGACUUCAACCCGAUUCCAUGAUUACUGAGGAGGUUUGUCUCAGAUGCGACUACAAUUUCCCCGGGAAGAAUUGCGACCGUAAACUGACAUGGUCUUGGCGUGGAGAUUUUUUUCCCGCAAAGAAAGAUGAAUACAAUAUGAUUAAGAAUCAGCUUAUGUCUGAAGAAUUUCCUUCGAAGAAUUCAAAAGAGCCACGUUCAUAUUAUCAGUUGUCCUCGGAAGAACAAGCAUCAAUUUUAAAAAGUCGUCUUGGUGAUUAUUGUCAGAAAGCAUAUAAGAGGAAAAAAGUGACCGAAGUGCAACAUAGGGAGUCAACAAUUUGUCAACGUGAAAAUCCAUUUUAUGUGAACACUGUGUUAAGCUUUCGUGAUCGGAGGUAUAAGUACAAGGGUGAUGUCAAGGAUUGGAAAAAGAAAUUACGGGAAGCCAUCAAUGAUGAAGAUCUCGCUAAGAUCGAGGAAGCUGAGAAUAUGAUAGUGAUAUAUGACUCUCUGCAAUUGGCUCAUAAAUGCCUUCUCAACUCUUUCUAUGGUUAUGUCAUGCGAAAAGGUUCCCGGUGGUAUUCAAUGGAAAUGGCUGGUGUUGUAUGCGAAACUGGAUCGAAAAUCAUUCAAAUGGCUAGGCAAUUGGUUGAAAAAAUUGGUAGGCCGCUCGAGCUUGAUACGGAUGGUAUCUGGUGCAUAUUCCCUUCCAAUUUUCCGGAAAAUUUUAAGUUGAACAUGGUAUCAGGAAAAUCUUUUUCGUUAUCCUACCCAUGUACGAUGUUGAAUUACCUGGUACAUUUGAACUUUACCAAUGAUCAAUAUCACACGUUGUCGGAAGAGACGAAUAAGUACGAAUCCAGAACAGAGAAUAGCAUAUUCUUCGAGGUUGAUGGACCUUAUCGUGCCAUGAUAUUGCCUUCGUCGUUGGAAGAAAAUAAGCGCCUUAAGAAACGUUAUGCGGUAUUUGCUCGUGAUGGUAGUCUGCAGGAAUUGAAGGGCUUCGAAGUAAAAAGACGGGGUGAACUUAAACUGCUGAAAAACUUUCAGGAAGUCAUAUUCCAAGUUUUUCUCAAAGGGAAUACAUUAGAAGAAUGCUACGGCGAGGUCGGAAAAGUCGCAAACGCUUUCUUGGAUAUUAUAGAACUAAGGGGGUACACCCUCACUGAAAAAGAGUUGAUAGACUUUUUCAGUGAAAAAAGGAGUAUGUCGCGCUCUUAUGAUGAUUACGGGGAACAAAAGUCCACGUCGAUUACCGCGGCGAAACGUUUGGUUGAACUCUUGGGGGUUGAUUUCAAAGUCAACAAAUUGACUUGCCAUUUUAUUAUUUCAGAGAAACCGCCAGCAUUGGCGGUUAGUGAGCGAGUCAUUCCGAUAGCAGUAUUUUCGUCUCCCGAUCACAUCAAAAAGAAAUUUUUACGAAAAUGGAUCGCCGACCCCAAUAUGGAUGACUUUGACAUACGCAAUAUAUUGGACUGGAACUAUUAUCAUGAACGCAUAGGAAAAACAAUUCAGAAGCUCAUCACGAUUCCGGCUGCGAUUCAGAAUGUCCAGAAUCCUGUCCCAAGACUAAAACAUCCAGAGUGGCUGUGCAAAAAAUUGAUCGAAAAAAAUGAAAAACAACGACAACGUCGGAUCACCGACCUUUUUAAAGAACCUAUUUCAUCUUUGAAUGCCUUAAAGGACGCUUUUGGUGGUUUGGAUCUGAAAAAAAGCAAUUUUCAAACCCAUAAUGCGCUAAAUGAAAACGAAACAACCAUGAUAAUAGAUGACAUCGAAGAUUUCGGAAACUUUAAAGGUGGUCUGUUACGUAUGCCGGUGGUUAAGAGGGCAGUGAAUGAUGCAAAACCAAAAUCCAGCGGUGCUCUCGAUAUGGAAACUUAUAAUAUUCAAAGUGUAGUUCAAGUGCAGCGAUCAGAUUUAAUUGUAACAGAGGAGCCGGUUAAAAAGUUGAAUGGCGAUGACGUCAUUAACGUGGAAAACAACGAUCUAGAAGUUGAACGCGGAAAUUCGACUGAGAUGGAAUUAGUCGCGAAUGAAGUGAUUGAAGAUCCAAUGGCUAUUGACGAACCCUCUCAAGUUUUUGGUGAUAAUGAUGAUCCGACCUUUAAACGCAGGAGGGCCGAUGAUGAUAAACCGGAAGAAUCGGCGAAUUCCAAACGUUAUAAGGUUGGUGAACAAAGCCGCCCUAUUAAAGGUAAAAAAAAACGAAACGCCGAAAAGCAAGCCGUUGAUAAGUGUUUGAUGGAAGCCUUUAUAGACAAAGAAAAUUCAUGGGAAAUCCUUCAGAUAAAUGAGACAGAAACGCCCGGAGAGUUUUUUAUGUGGAUUUUUUCGGGACAAAAGUUUCAGAAGGUUCGUCUUACCGUUCCCCGAAAAUUUUAUAUCAAUUACAAAUCAAAUACCAUCCCAGCAGAAAUCGAAGAAAUGAUUAAUGCCAAAGGGAGCAUCAAUAAAGUUAAUCGUACUCUGCCAAGGUCUCGCGAGCGGUUUAACUUAUUUGAAGUGGUUAUGUUGGAGUACACGUAUCAAAAAAAUUUGAGCUUGCUCCUCAAUAUUUUUAACGAUCCCUUUACCGAAGGUGUUUAUGAGACACAGGUCACUCCCUUGGAUCGUGCGCUAAUCGAAAUCGGAUGUAUCAUCAAUAAACACACCACAAAACCGAAUGUGUUGAAAGUCGCGAUUCGAAAAGGAUUAGAUAUCCGUGAUAUCGAAAGAUCGGAGAAUCCUCUCUUCAAUUUGUACCUUGAAGGAGAAUGGUCGAUUAAUUUUUUGUAUUUAGCUCACAUCAUGCUCGGAGAUUGCCAUGCAUAUGGGUUGUUUUCUACUUUUAGUAACAAGGUUCGCAUUUUUAUUCUGGGUAAAAAGUUUGGGAAUGACAGCUUGAGAACGAAAAAUCUGUCCGGAAGAUAUAGGAGUUUACUGGAGAGCAGGAAGAAUGAGUUUGAAGUUUUUGACGACGUAUUUAGAAUUCAUGACGAGCUCUCAUUCGAAGUAUCGCUUCAUGUCAAAGAUUCAAAAUCAUUUGGAAUUACACUAAACAGAGAAAUCAAGAAAUAUCAACAAGAAAAAUGUGGACCAACUAUCUUGGUUAUACAAUCGCCGUACAGUUUGCAUCAUUUGGUCAACGAGGGGGCAAAGAAUUUGCUAGACUUUCCCAUCAUGAAAAUAAGUUCGACUCAUUCUUCAUUAACAUUUGAUUGGCAAGAACGUGCAUUUGAGAUGAUGAUCAUCAAGUACUUGCAAGUCGGUUCGAUAAUUAGAGACCGAAUUAAAAAGGCCAGAUAUGCACAAUUGCCUUUGUGCAAUAUUUCCGAUGACAGCAGUAUAUUCAUUGCCGAUAUAUUAUUUGCCCGGCGAUUGAUCAAGGGUGACAUUAUUCUUUGGUGGUCCAAGUCAUGCAAACCCGAUUUUGGAGGCCAUGAACAAGAUGAAUACUUACAUCACGUCGACGAAUUAGAUUAUGAAUUUUACUCUAAUAACCCCGGAGUGUACAGAAAUCUGUGCUUUGAAAUUCAACCAAAGAACUUGAUAUUGAAUACGAUAAUUGAAUCUUCAUCAAUCAAUCAAAUUGAGGGUUCCGCGCAAAUUUUCGGGGAUGAGAUGUCACCUUCCACCUUUUCCGCUUUGAAGUCAAUGAUUAAAGAUUGGCAGGCCGAAAGACAUCAGGCCCAAAACGAAUUUGCUAAUGUGCUAAUUCAUAAUUUGGAAUCUUGGCUGAGAACGAGCCAAUCAAAGUUUUAUGAUCGAUAUAUAUACGGAACGGUUCGACUUUUGAUGAAAAAAGUGAUCAUGCAGCUCAUGGCCGAGAUUAAUAAUCUCGGAGAUAAAAUAGUCUAUAGCAAUUUUUAUAGAAUUAUUGUAGCUUCAUCGAAGAAGCAUCCGGACUUGGCUACAACAUAUCGUGACUCCCUUAAGUCAUAUAUUCAACAAAAGCCAGUCUUUAAAUCCUUGGAGUUGGAAUUCAAGAACACAUGGGAAAAUCUUCUUUGGAUGAGUCCAAAUAAUUACAGUGGUACAUUGUUAAACCAUCCCAGUUAUUCAACCAAGAAAUGGGAAAUUAAGGAAUUACUUCCUAAGCAAUUACAUGAAAAUUUUAACUAUCUGAUCGACAAAAUUUUUAGCCUGAUCAAGGCACCUAUUCAUUCGGAAGUGAUAAGACAGGAAUUAAAGAGAGAUACGAUCAAAGAAGUAGACAACGCUCAAGAAAAUUAUAAGGAAGGCCUAAACUUUACGGUCUUGAUCUGUGAAGUUUUGGAAAUUUUGUGGGGUAAGGAAGAAGCGAUGAAGGUCAAGAGAAAUUGUUGUGAUCUCUUGAAAUCCAGUGCGUACGUGGAUAAUGCAGACUUGAUGCCUGGUGACAACUUGAGAAUUGGAAACAUAGAAUGCAAAGAUUGCGGAUGCGUUCAAGCUAUUGACAUCAUACACCUAAGUUGUAUCAAUUGCGAAACCGAAUUAAAUCUAGAACGAAUAGAAUUCGCACUUUUAGAAUAUGUCAACGAUCAAGUCGAAAAAUUCCACGGGCAGGACCUUCAAUGUUCUAAAUGCAAACGUUCUAAGCUGGGACAUAUGUCUCAGGAAUGUAAUUGUGGUGGAGAGUAUCAGCUUACAUCUAGGACAGAGGAGCUCGUAAAAUUGAUUGCGCGCAUUGAGAAUUUUGUAAAGGAAAAGGAAAUGAAACUAUUGACGGAGACAUGCGAAUGGCUGUUGAACAAUUGA